Molecule: messenger RNA, 37335 nt
Organism: Coregonus sp. 'balchen'
Lineage: Eukaryota; Metazoa; Chordata; Actinopteri; Salmoniformes; Salmonidae
Source: the annotation of a GenBank genome assembly
AUGUCUCUGGGCAGAUGCAGGCAGGCCAUGCUUGCAGCAGAGAUCUGCACCCUGAUGGCAAUUCUGGUGGCAGGCACUGCAGGACAGAGCCAGGACAGGAGGGAGGCAGGGUCCUCCUGCUACGGGGGGUUUGACCUUUACUUCGUUUUGGACAAGUGAGUGUUCUCCUCUGUCUUCUUGCCUGCUCCAAGUCUCACUUUACUGCAGGAGCAUCCAUAGAGGCAGUGUAGCAGCCUGCUUCCAUUUAGUCACCUACCACAUGUUGGACAUUUCUCUGCAUUCUCAUCAUUAUUGCCCAGAGAAAUACUUACACCGAGCAAUUACAUUUUACUUUACAAAUAUAUAUAUUUUUAAGGUAGUCUAAUUUUAAUGGAGUGAUAGCCUGAUCCACUAAUCUGAACCAGAGGCCUGACAACACAACGUGAACAUAUAUGUCUCCGGGGGCUAAUUGGAAGUGUUAGAGCAUGGGGGUGGGGUGGUGGAAGAGGGAAAUAGAGUUGGUGGAGUGGAGGGGGUGCUUGGGCUGAGGUAAAUAUGCAGAAAUUAGAGCAGGUAUGUGGGUGAUAUGCAGUCCAAGAGACCCAUGGGGCCAGAGGCUGCAUACUAACCUCUCCCUGGUGGUUCCAAUCAGUUCCACUAAAGCAGCACAGCAGAAAACUGGUCAAAUCUACUUCCUCAGCUUUCCCCACCUGCUCUGUCAAGAGGCUCCAUUAGUUUCUACUGGAAAAUGGAAAUUGGAAAUGGAAAAAACUGCCAACAAAACACAGGCUAUCUGUAAACUUGUUGUGCUAUCACGGGCCUUAGAAUCUCUGUUUUCAUGAAACAUUGCCCAUAUGGCAUGUAGGAUGCUGGGGAAUGCUAGUAUGUUAUUGUUAUGUGUUCAAGUCAUGUGUUCCUUACCUUUCCAGACUCACCCCUCCCUCUGUGUGUCCAAAUGCUUUUAAAGAUGGCAAUUGUUUUCCCAGUUAUUGGCAGCUCCACUGCAAUUACAUUUCUGUGGUGCACCAUGCUAGAAUACAGAACUACAGUAAUUCCGAGCUUUCAUAGGGAAUGUUUUUUCACAGUUAGUCCUGUCUUAUUCAAUUCUCAUCCACAAUCCGUUGAGCAGUCACACUAUUGAGGAUAUAUGAAAGCUAGCAAAUAAAAUGAUUUUAGAAAAAAAAUUGCCCCACAAAACCAUUAGUUCAUAUAUUUUUUAACUAGUUGUUUGGAUGCAUAUGGUACACCACUUACCAUAUAAAUAACCAAGUUUACAAUAAAAGUAAAUAAAAGUCUGCUCUUGAACGUGCAAAAGCAAUCAGCUUAGUUUGGAAGUGAGAAAACAAUACAUUUCUACUUUAGAUAAUUUUUUGCUGCUUUAAGUUUCCCAAGCAAUUAAAAUCUUUCAGAUGAACAGUUCUAUAGUAUAGAUCACAUGCAGUAUUUCACACACUUUAAUCGGAAUACUGUAUGCAUGGGUGAAAUGUGUGACUGUUCAUACAGCAUGCAGAGCAAUGUUAGCUACUUCAUGACUCCCCAGUCGUCUUCCCUUGCACAGUGUAGUGUGCAGUGGGGAGAGCUCCGGUCUUUCUCUACGCCCCAAACCUCUCUCCAUGUCUGUCUGGUCUGCACAACCCUUUCACCAUUAGGCCCAGAUGUUCCAAAGCUCCCGAGUUUCUGGCAGCUGUGUCAGGACUGGGACUCAUAUCAAAGUACAACGGACAGAAAAACAAGUGAGAGGGAAGAAAAGAGAGGCAAAGAAAGAAAGAAAGAAAGAAAGAAAGAAAGAAAGAAAGAAAGAAAGAAAGAAAGAAAGAAAGAAAGAAAGAAAGAAAGAAAGAAAGAAAGAAAGAAAGAAAGAAAGAGAAAGAAAGAGAGAGAAAGAAAGGUAGAGAGAGAGAAAGAGAUCUUUUGAUUUAUCCUUUCUCAAUCAAUGUAUUCAGACUUUCAAGCAUCAACAUCUUUCAAAUACUUAAACAUAUCCAUCAAAUAUGUGGGACAUUCUGUAAGUAUUCAUAACUGCUGUAUUGCUAUUGUGUCAGUCUGAAUUGGCCAAUCACUCAAAACCUCUGGCACGUCUGUAGGCCUACAGAAAAAGGCACAUUGUGAUCCAUCCUAAACAAAACCUGUCUCUAUGCACCAUACUUAUCAAGUCUAAAAUGGUCACAUCUCAAAGUUGCAUUGACAUUAUCCUAUUUGACUGGCGUUUUGGAAAAGCUGUGCUCAUUUCCUGAGUCCAGUGUUGCUGUCCAAGGUAAUCAUCAAACACAUACUGGUAAUCAUCUGAAUAAUAUUUUUCCUUAAUGCUGUCCAAACUACUCCCCAUUUCAUGAGGUCCCUGCUUUUAUUUUUUAUUUGAUUUAUGAGGAUCUCCAUUAGCCGAUGCCAAUGGUGACAGCUAGUCUUACUGGGGUCCAACACAUAACGAAAAAUACAUUACAGACAAAAUACUUUACAAUUGACAUACAUUUAAAAACAUUAACAUGUAGUAUGUGUGUGAAUCUAUCAGUUACACAUACAUGUCAGUACAUACACACAACAAGUAGUUCACAUGGGGGAGAGGCAUUGUGCCGUGAGGUGUUGCUUUAUUUGUUUUUUGAAACCAGGUCUGCAGUUCACUUGUGCUAUAUAAUUGAAGGGAGUUCCAUGCACUCAUGGCUCUGUAUAAUACUGUACAUUUACUUGAAUUUGUUCUGGACCUGGGGACUGUGAAAAGACCCCUGGUGGCAUGUCUGGUGGGGUAAGUGUGUGUGUCAGUGCUGUGUGUAAGUUGAGUAUGCAAACAAUUUGGAAUUUAAAACACAUUAAGUCUUAUAAAAACAAGAAGUGGCGCAGUCAAUCUUUCCUCAACUCUUAGCCAAGAGAGACUGGCAUGCAUAGUAUUAAUAUUAGCCCUCUUAUUACAAUGAAGAGCAGAGCAUCUCUUUAUUACAGACAGACCUCUCCCCAUAUUUACAGCCGUUGAAUCUAUAUGUUUUGACCAUGACAGUUUGCAAUCUAAGGUAACACUAAGUAAUUUAGUCUCCUCAACUUGUUCAACAGCCACACCAUUAUUUAGCAGAUUCAGCUGAGGUCUAGAACUUAGGGAAUGAUUUGUACCUAAUACAAUGCUCUUAGUUUUAGAGAUGUUCAGGACCAGUUUAUUACUGGCCACCCAUUCCAAAACAGACUGCAACUCUUUGUUAAGGGUUUCAGUGACUUCAUUAGAUGUGGUUGCUGAUGCGUAUGUGGUUGAAUCAUCAGCAUAUGGACACACAUGCUUUGUUUAAUGCCAGUGGCAGGUCAUUGUUAAAAAUAGAAAAGAGUACACCACACUUUACGUGUUUGACAUUAGAGAAGCUUCCAUUAAAGAAAACCCUCUGAGUUCUAUUAGAUAGAAAGGUUGAAAAGCCAUAACACAUACGUUUUCUCAACAACAUGUUAUGGUCAAUAAUAUCAAAGGCUGCACUGAAAUCUAACAGUACAGCUCCCACAAACUUCUUAUUAUGAAUGUCUUUCAACCAAUCAGUCAUUUGUGCCGGUGCAGUACAUGUUGAGUGCCCCUCUCUAUAAGCAUGCUGAAAGUAUGUUCAUUUGUUUACAGAGAAAUAGCAUUGUAUUUGGUCAAACAAUUUUUUCCAACAGUUUGCUAAGAGCUGGCAGCAAGCUGAUAGGUCUACUGUUAGAACCAGUAAAGGCCGCUUUACCAGUCUUGGGUAGCGGAAUGACUUUGGCUUCCCUCCAGGCCUGAGGACAAAGACUUUCCUCUAGGCUCAGAUUAAAGAUAUGACAGAUAGGAGUGGCUAUAGAGUCAGCUUCCAUCCUCAGUAGCUUUCUAUCUAAGUUGUCAAUGCCAGGAGGUUUGUCAUUAUUGAUCGAUAACAAUAAUCUUUCCACCUCUCCCACACUAAUUUUACAAAAUUCUAAUUUGCAAUGCUUUUCUUUCAUUAUUUGUUUUUUAUGCAUGAGUACAAUGGCUCACUGUUCGUUGUUGGCAUUUCUUGCUUAAGUUUGCCCACUUUGCCAAUAAAGUAAUCAUUAAAAUAAUUGGCAACAUUAAAUGGUUGUGUAAUGAAUAAGCCAUCUGAUAAUUUCAUUUAAAGUACUCCAACGUUUUUUCCAUCAUUCUUUAUAUCAUUGAUCUUGGCUUCAUAAUACAGUUUCUUCUUCUUUUUGUUAAAUUUAGUCACCUAAUUUCUCAAUUUGUAGUAAGUCAGCCAGUCAGAUGUGCAGCCAGACUUAUUAGCCAUUCCUUUUGCCCCAUCACUUUCAACCAUAGUUUUUCAAUUCCUCAUCAAUCCAUGGAGCCUUAACAAAUAUAUUUUUUUACAUCAUCCACAUAAGAGUCACAGCAAAGUAUUUUGUAUGAUCUCAUACACUAUUUUAGGCCCAGCUUUGGAACUUUGGCUUUCCUGGAUGUAGCCACUAUAUUGUGAUCACUGCAUCCAAUGGGUACGGAUAAAGCUUUAGAACAAAGUUCUACGGUAUUACUAAAAAUGUGAUCAAUACAUGUGGAUGAUCUUGUUCCUGUAGUGUUUGUAAACACCCUGAUAGGUUGAUUAAUAACCUGAACCAGAUUACAGGCACUUGUUACAGUGAGAAGCUUCCUCUUGAGCGGACAGCUUGAUGAAAACCAGUCAAUAUUCAGGUCCCCAAGAAAGUAGACCUCUCAGUUUACAACACAUACACUAUCAAGCAUUUCACACAUAUUAUUUAGAUACUGACUGUUAGCACUAGGUGGCCUAUAGCAACACCCAAAAGUAUUUAUGUGCCAGGUGAACCUGCAACCACAACACUUCAAUAACAAUUGACAUAAGACCUUCUCUAAGCAUUACAGGGAUAUGGCUCUGAAUAUAUACAGCAACACCUCUCCCAUAUCCUUGUAUUGCUACUUCUGUAUCAUCAAAUGAAUUACAGUGCAUUCGGAAAAUAUUCAGACCCCUUGACUCUUUCCACAUUUUGUUACAUUACAGCCUUAUUCUAAAAUGGAUAGAAUCGUUUUCCCCCCCUCAUCAAUCUACACACAAUACCCCAUAAUGACAAAGCAAAAAACAGGUUUUUAGAUUUUCUUUGCAAAUAAAUUGUCAAAAAUAAACUUAAAUAUCACGUUUACAUAAGUACUCAGACCCUUUACUCAGAACAUUGUUGAAGCACCUUUGGCAGCGAUUACAGUCUCAAGUAUUCUUGGGUAUGACGCUACAAGCUUGGCACACCUGUAUUUGGGGAGUUUCUCCCAUUCUUCUCUGCACAUCCUCUCAUCCUGUCAGGUUGGAUGGGGAGCGUUGCUACAGAGCUAUUUUCAGGUCUCUCCAGAGAUGUUAGAUUGGGUUCAAGUCUGGGCUCUGGCUGAGCCACUCAAGGAUAUUCAGAGACUUGUCCCGAAGCCACUCCUCCGUUGUCUUGGCUGUGUGCUUAGGGUUGUUGCCCUGUUGGAAGGUGAACCUUCGCCCCAGUCUGAGGACCUGAGUGCUCUGGAGCAGGUUUUCAUCAAGGAUCUCUCUGUACUUUGCUCUGUUCAUCUUUCCCUCGAUCCUGACUAGUCUCCCAGUCCCUGCCACUGAAUAACAUCCCCACAGCAUGAUGCUGCCACCACCAUGCUUCACCGUAGGGAUGGUACCAGGUUUCCUCCAGACGUGACGCUUGGCAUUCAGGCCAAAGAGUUCAAUCUUGGUUUCAUCAGACCAGAGAAUCUUGUUUCUCAUGGUCUGAGAGUCCUUUAGGUGCCUUUUGGCAAACUCCAAGCGGGCUGUCAUGUGCCUUUUACUGAGCAAUGGCUUCCAUCUGGCCACUCUACCAUAAAGGCCUGAUUGGUGGAGUGCUGCAGAGAUGGUUGUCCUUCUGGAAGGUUCUCUCAUCUCCACAGAGGAACUCUGGAGCUCUGUCAGAGUGACCAUCGGGUUCUUGGUCACCACCCUGACCAAGGCACUUCUCCCCCGAUUGCUCAGUUUGGCCAGGCGGCCAGCUCUAGGAAGAGUCUUGGUGGUUCCACACUUCUUCCAUUUAAGGAUGAUGGAGGCCACUGUGUUCUUGGGGACCUUCAAUGCUGCAGAAAUGUGUGCCUCGACACAAUCCUGUCUCGGAGCUCUUCGGACAAUUCCUUCGACCUCAUGGCUUGGUUUUUGCUCUGACAUGCACUGUCAACUGUGGGACCUUAUGUAGACAGGUGUGCCUUUCCAAAUCAUGUCCAAUCAAUUGAAUUCAUCACAGGUGGACUCCAAGUUGUAGAAACAUCAAGGAUGAAUAAUGGACACAGGAUGCACCUGAUCUCAAUUUCGAGUCUCAUAGCAAAGGGUCUGAAUACUUAUGUAAAUAAUAUGAUUUUUAUUAUAAAUACAUUUGCAAACAUUUCUAAAAACCUGUUUUUGCUUUGUCAUUAUGGGGUAUUGUGUGUAGAUUGAUGAGGAUUCGUUGUUUUAUUUAAUCCAUUUUAGAAUAAGGCUGUAACGUAACAAAAUGUGGAAAAAGUCAAGGGGUCUGAAUACUUUCCGGAUGCACUGUAUCUAAGUGAGCUUUAGAAAUGGCUAAUAUAUGAAUGUUAUCUGAAGUUAGCAAGUUAUUGAUUUCAUGAACCUUAUUUCUGAAGCUACAUAUAUUAAUGUGGGCAAUUUUCAGGCCUUUCCUGGGUAGCUUAUCGGAGAUAGACAUAAUAUGGAAAAGAGCAAACAAAGCAAGAGAAAAAUAUAUAUACAUUCAGCAGUCCAUUAAUCAGUUGGUAUGUGUAAGUGUGUGUGUCUAUGCUGUGGGUUUGAGGGGGGCUCUGAGGUACCGGAACACAUUGAGAAAAAAAGUGUCAAACACAACGUAGCAGCCAAGUAGCCUACUAUGGAUUGUGGUGAAAGCGACAGCACACUCCAAGGUGCUAAUUAAUUCAAAGCAUUUUAGACAUCACUGCAGCAUGCCCACAUACUUGAGUACAGCUGCGGGUCUUACACAAGUCCGCAUUUCUUAUAGUUAGCAAUUGCUGUGAAGUCACCAAAAUUAUUUGAAAUAACGAUUGAGGUAGCUACAGUAUGUAAUCUAACAACACUUAACUACUACAAACUAAUUAAAAUUACGAUAAAUAAAAGUUAACUUACUUGUUUUUUGCUGUCCAGUGGCAACACAAGUGGGGUAUUUGAUUUGCGAACUCAUCACAUGAUUAGUGUCUCGUCAGCAACACAAAAAAUGUACUUCCGGGCCACAGAAUUUUGAAAGAAUUCAAUAUGAAAGUUCCCCACGUAAUAGUAGAAAAGUGUCAAUAACCAUUCAUGAAAAAUUAUUGUCUAAACAUUAACAAUGAUUCAUAUUUGUUCAUAUGUAAGUGACAUUUGCAUUACAUUUGUGUUUUUAGACAUGUUCCAAGGUCAUAUAAAUGCCCCCAAUGUGAAUCACUGUAUAUGGAAUACAUACAGUUGAAGUUGGAAGUUUACAUACACCUUAGCCAAAUACAUUUAAACUCAGUUUUUCACAAUUCCUGACAUUUAAUCCUAGUAAAAAUUCCUUGUCUUAGGUCAGUUAGGAUCACCACUUUAUUUUAAGAAUGUGAAAUGUCAGAAUAAUAGUAGAGAGAAUGAUUUAUUUCAGCUUUUAUUUAUUUCAUCACAUUCCCAGUGGGUCAGAAGUUUACAUACACUCAAUUAGUAUUUGGUAGCAUUGCCUUUAAAUUGUUUAACUUGGGUCAAACAUUUCCGGUAGCCUUCCACAAGCUUCCCACAAUAGGUUGGGUGAAUUCUGGCCCAUUCCUCCUGACAGAGCUGGUGUAACUGAGUCAGGUUUGUAGGCCUCCUUGCUCGCACACGCUUUUUCAGUUCUGGCCACACAUUUUCUAUAGGAUUGAGGUCAGGGCUUUGUGAUGGCCACUCCAAUACCUUGACAUUGUUGUCCUUAAGUCAUUUUGCCACAACUUUGGAAGUAUGCUUGGGGUCAUUGUCCAUUUGGAAGACCCAUUUGUGACCAAGCUUUAACUUCCUGACUGAUGUCUUGAAAUGUUGCUUCAAUAUAUCCACAUAAUUUUCCUUCCUCAUGUUGCCAUCUAUUUUGUGAAGUGCACCAGUCCUUCCUGCAGCAAAGCACCCCCACAGCAUGAUGCUGCCACCCCUGUGCUUCACGGUUGGGAUGGUGUUCUUCAGCUUGCAAGGCGACACCUUUUUCCUCCAAACAUAACGAUGGUCAUUAUGACCAAACAGUUCUAUUUUUGUUUCAUCAAACCAGAGGACAUUUCUCCAAAAAGUAUGAUCUUUGUCCCCAUGUGCAGUUGCAAACCGUAGUCUGGCUUUUUUAUGGCGGUUUUGGAGCAGUGGCUUCUUCCUUGCUGAGCUGCCUUUCAGGUUAUGUCGAUAUAGGACUCGUUUUACUGUGGAUAUAGAUACUUUUGUACCUAUUUCCUCCAGCAUCUUCACAAAGUCCUUUGCUGUUGUUCUGGGAUUGAUUUGCACUUUUCGCACCAAAAUACGUUCAUCUCUAGGAGACAGAACGUGUCUCCUUCCUGAGCGGUAUGACGACUGCGUAGUCCCAUGGUGUUUAUACUUGCGUACUAUUGUUUGUACAGAUGAACGUGGUACCUUCAGGCAUUUGGAAAUUGCUCCCAAGGAUGAACCAGACUUGUGGAGGUCUACACCUAUUUUUCUGAGGUCUUGGCUGAUUUCUUUUGAUUUUCCCAUGAUGUCAAGCAAAGAGGCACUGAGUUUGAAGGUAGGCCUUGAAAUACAUCCACAGGUACACCUCCAAUUGACUCAAAUGAUGUCAAUUAGCCUAUCAGAAGCUUCUAAAGCCAUGACAUCAUUUUCUGGAAUUUUCCAAGCUGUUUAAAGGCACAGUUAACUGAAUGUAUGUAAACGUCUGACCCACUGGAAUUGUGAUACAGUGAAUUAUAAGUGAAAUAAUCUGUCUGUAAACAAUUGUUGGAAAAAUUACUUGUGUCAUGCACAAAGUAGAUGUCCUAAUCGACUUCCCAAACCAUAGUUUGUUAACAAGAAAUUUGUGGAGUGGUUGAAAAAUGAGUUUUAAUGACUCCAACCUAAGUGUAUGUAAACUUCCGACUUCAUCUGUAUAGGCUUAGAGCAAGAACUAUUCUGGGUGCCGCAGUAAAGGUAUGGUAGGGAAUAUUCAGUAGGGUCUGUAGAAUGUAUAUAUGGUGUCAUUUCAUUGGGCUGAAUAAUACGGAGUGCUGCUGGCCAUUCUAUUGGCGGCCAAAUCACAUCACAUGUGCUUGUUGCACUACAGAAAACCAGCUAACCAAACAACAGUGUUUCUUUGAUUUUUCCCAGACCUCAAAAGUCAUCCCCUGAUGUGGUUUAAGCAUUGUUGUGAACACAGAAAAAUGUUUGUGACAAAAUGGGGUUAAACAUGAAAUAAAUUGAGAAAUCUGAAACCUGGAAAAACAAAAGCAAGAAAACAGAAUUGUGGGAAAAAACUGAAGUAGGUAAAAUAUAAAAAUGGAUUUUAAAAGGCCCUACCAACGUUUCCUGCUGUGCAUGACUGCACUUUCAAAAUAUGUCUACUUACAUGUUGUAUUGACAAGCAUCAUUUCCCUCAUUUUGGUUGAGUUCCUCCCCGACUACAUUGCAGACACAUGCCAGAUCUUACAACGCCUGGAUAGGUAGGCCUAUUUAACAUAUCAACAAACCAAAUCACAUGAUAUAGAAAUCUGCUAUCAUGGCACACAACCAUUGGUUGAUGCAUGCAACAUCUGAGCAGGGUAACGCAUUAUCAUUAGCUAACGCCCUGUAGGGUGAGCUGAUUGGUGGACACACGGAAGCAGCGAUUGGUUUGUGGACAGGUCAAUCAUGGUACCUGUAAGGGCCCUUUUAACAGCUCCACCACAAUAACAGACAUCUUCCAACAUUUAUUUUAGGUCCGGGAGUGUACAACACCACUGGAAUGAGAUCUAUUACUUUGUCGAUCACCUGGCUCAUAAAUUCAUAAGGUACAGUAUUGCCUGGAUUGUUACCCAGAUACCACUACAAGUCCCAGAGAGCUCAAUGAAUGUAUACUGGCCAGUAAGGAUGUAUCAAGUCCAGUAAGGAUAUAAACAGACAUGUUUUUGCACAAAGUAUUUGGACAAGACAGCAACACACAUAAAGAGAUUAUGUCUGUCUGUCAACUGUGGAAAUACUCCCACCCCCCACCCAUCUACAGGUCACUGCCAAAAUAAAGGAAACACCAACAUAAAGUGUCUUAAUAGGGUGUUGGGUCACAACAAGCCAAAACAGCUUCAUUGCACCUUGGCAUAGAUUCUACAAGUGUCUGGAACUCUAUCGGAGAAACUCCAUCAUUUGGUGUUUUGUUGACGGUGGUGGAAAACGCUGUCUCAGGCGCCACUCAAGAAUCUCCCAUAAACUUUCAAUUGGGUUGUGAUCUGGUGACUGAGACAGCCAUGGCAUAUGAUUUACAUCGUUUUCAAGCUCAUCAAACCAUUCAGUGACCACUCGUGCCCUGUGGAUGGGGGCAUAGCCAUUGUAGCCAAAAUAAUGGCCUGCCCAGCAUUUUUAUACAUGACCCUAAGCAUGAUGGGAUGUUAAUUGCUUACUUAACUCAGGAACCACAACUGUGUGGAAGCACCUGCUUUCAAUAUACUUUGUAUCCCUUAUUUACUCAAGUCUUUCCAUUAUUUUGGCAGUUUCCUGUAUCUCUUUCUCUUCCUCUCUAGUCCUCAGCUGCGGAUGUCCUUCAUUGUAUUUUCUACAGAGGGACGGAUCCUGAUGAAACUAACAGAAGACAGGCAAGACAUAAUCCUUCAAGCUGUUGUGGCUUAUGCUUUAACUACUCACAACUAACACAGACAGGAUACACAAUACAACACUUUUAAUGACCUGCCCAUUUCACUCAUUGGUCAAUCGUUUUGUGGAGGGUACUAUGUGGGGUACUGCCCACAUGAUACACUGACGGUACCAAUGGCAUAGUGUGUGUGUGUGUGUCUGUGUAAGAGCAGGGAGCAGAUUCGGGCAGGCCUGGAGGAGCUCCGCAUGGUGCACCCUGGGGGAGACACUUUCAUGCACAAAGGGUUCCAAAGGGUGAGUAAUGGAUUGGAGACCAGUAGCUGAAGGUAACUGGGCAACAGCUAGACGUCCCGCUGCAAAAAUUAGAACAAUAUAUUGUUCUGUUCCAAUAACCUUCCUAUCUAUCUAUGGGUAAAAGCAGAAGACAAAUUGCUCUCUCGUAUUGAUCAAUAAAGUAUCCUAAAAAUGAUUCUUCUUCUAUCUGCUCUUCCAGGCCAGUGAACAAAUCUACUAUGCUGGUGACAGUGAGUAGAUUAUUCUUGUUUUUGCACUUGGAAUAAAUAAUGUGGGUAGAACUCUGGCUCUCAUUAUGUCAAAAGCAGACACAAAAGAGUACAAUUAAAACCUAUUGAUCCCUAUUGAACACAAUUUAUGGUAUCAGAGGUAUUAGAAUGAAUUAUCCAAUUAUUAUCUUCACAUUCAGAGACAGAUAGACAGUCUGUGUUCUGAGAAGAUGUCUUCUGUUCUGCUCUGUUGUCUUGUAACUCAUUUGUGAGUGGCGCAGUGGUCUAAGGCACUGCAUCGCAGUGCUAACUGUGCCACUAGAGAUCCUGGUUCGAAUCCAGGCUCUGUCACAGCCAGCCGCGACCGGGAGACUCAUGGGCGGCGCACAAUUGGCCCAGCGUCGUCCAGGGUAGGGGAGGGAAUGGCCGGCAGGGAUGUAGCUCAGUUGAUAGAGCAUGGCGUUUGCAACGCCAGGGUUGUGGGUUCGAUUCCCACGGGGGGCCAGUAUAAAAAAAUAUGCAUUCACUAACUGUAAGUCGCUCUGGAUAAGAGCGUCUGCUAAAUCACUAAAAUGUAAAUGUAAAUGUAUUUGUCCUGGUCCAUCAGGUUUCCGUACGGCCAGUGUCAUCAUUGCCUUGACAGAUGGCGAACUGAGGGAGAAUCAGUUUGAUCUGGCAGAGAGAGAGGUGAGAUAAAUAUUUGUUUUGGACCUACAGUAAUGGAUGAUCUAUUGGUAAUAUCUACUGUAUCACUACACUCACAGAGUGAGGAGAAUGCAAAUAGCUAACCACAUUCCACAAGGUAUUCCAGUCCUGGAGGAGUGGCUUCUCAGUACUACUGCCUGUCAUAAUCUGUAAUUAUCAUUAUUAGAAAUGCUGUUUCUGUUAAUACACUAUAUAUACAAAAGUAUGUGGACACCCCUUCAAAUUAGUGGAUUUGGCUAUUUCAGCCACACCCAUUACUGACAGGUGUAUAAAAUCAAGCACACAGCCAUGCAAUCUGCAUAGACAAAAACAGGCAGUAGAAUGGCCUUACUGAAGAGCUCAGUGACUUUCAACGUGGCACCGUCAUAGGAUGCCACCUUUCCAAUAAGUCAGUUCGUAAAAUGUCUGCCUUGCUAGUGCUGUCCCGGUCAACUGUAAGUGCUGUUAUUGUGAAGUGGAAACGUCUAGGAUCAACAACGCUCAGCUGCGAAGUGGUAGGCCACACAAGCUCACAGAACGGGACCGCCAAGUGCUGAAGCGCAUGGCGCGUAAAAAUCGCCUGUCCUCGCUUGCAACACUCACUACCGAGUUCCAAACUGCCUAUGGAAGCAACGUCUACACAAGACCUGUUCGUCGGGAGCUUCAUGAAAUGGGUUUCCAUGGCCGAGCAGCGGCACAAAAGCCUAAGAUCACCAUGCACAAUGCCAAGCGUCGGCUGGAGUGGUGUAAAGUUUGGUGGAAGAGGAAUAAUGGUCUGGGGACGUUUUUCAUGGUUCGGGCUAGGCCCCUUAGGUCCAGUGAAGGGAAAUCUUAACGCUACAGCAUACAAUGACAUUCUAGACGAUUCUGUGCUUUCCAACUUUGUGGCAACAGUUUGGGGAAGGCCCUUUUCUGUUUCAGCAUAAAAAUGCCCUGUGCACAAAGCGAGGUCCAUACAGAAAUGGUUUGUCGAGAUCGGUGUGGAAGAACUUGACUGGCCUGCACAGAGCCACUCAACUCCAUCGAACACCUUUAAGAUGAAUUGGAAUGCCGACUGCGGGCCUAAUCGCCGAACAUCAGCACUCGACCUCACUAAUGCUUGUGACUGAAUGGAAGCAAGUCCCUGCAGCAAUGUUCCAACAUCUAGUGGAAAGCCUUCCCAGAAGAGUGGAGGCUGUUACAGCAGCAAAGGAGGGACCAACUCUAUAUUAAUGCCCAUGAUUUUGGAAUGAGAUGUUAUACGAGCAGGUGUCCACACACUUUUGGUGAUGUAGCAUAUCUUCCUACAGCUGGUUGCAUCAGUAAAUUCAGCUGGUGAAAUGGAAAAGAGCCUAACCUAAAGCCUUUCAAUUACUGGAUGUCUAUACAUUGGCUGGUGGCCAUUUGUGCAGAACUUCCUAGACUUGAGAAGUUGACUUAAAUGUCACCAAGACUGAAGAAGUCAUCAUGGGCUGUGGAAGAACACCCAAAGCACUCAGGGCCAUAACUAUAUAUGUGGACACCAAGGUCCGGACUUCUCACAGUUCUCACACUCGAAUUUCAACAAACAACUUUGUUUUUAUUUUUAGGAACUCAGUCGGGGUCUCAAUUUACACAAGGUGCAAUUUUGAAACUUAGUUGUGCAUCAGCAGUUUUCUUCGUCAUACGUCACUCACUAGCUAGGUUUACAUCAAAUUGGCAACAGAUUUUCAUGCGAAAAUUCUAUAAUCUGCAUAUAAACAAUAUGCAAAUUUUCCCACCAGAGGUGUUUCCAUCAAAUUGACUUGUUGCAGCUAAAAGGCUGUGCGUGAUGACGUAGUGCACAUAAAAUGCAUUUUGCUGUUAAAAUGUAGUGUUAUAUAGUAUACACACUCUGGUAUUGGCACAUACACUCUAGCCAACAGCACUAUCUGUACACUGUUCGCUAAAGCACACAUAUAGCCUACAUGAUGAGAUUAUUAUUUUGGACAAAAGAGCGAGAUUAUUUGUCAAACGGCAGCCAAGCAUUGAUUAUCAUGUCACCAGAAUAAGACCCUUGAUAUUUAUUGGAAAUGAGCAUCAAGCUCAUACAGUGCACUUAUACCACCAUGUGAAGUUCAUCAUAAUUUAUUUCAUCUGUAACCUAAUAAACUGUAUGCUUUCCCGAUGAGUCGUAGUAGGAGGACCACACAACAUGUCAUCUCAUGACUCCAAGUUUACUUCGAUAUGAUGGCUAUUAUAUCAACAUUUGCGUAUAAAAGCGUUUCCACCAAAAAUGUUCGCAUAAUAAAUUUUACCAACAUAAAAAGAUCCCACCUUGUCUUGCGUAUUUUGUUUUGUCGACAUUUGGAAGGUUUACCGAAAAAUUGUGUUUCCAUCAGGUCUGUCUGACAUUUUUUAUCCAACAUGUACUUUACACACAUGGAAUGGUUGGAUGGAAACCUCUUUACUGACAGUCACUCAAUUGUAAAAAUACAUUGGUACAUUAGUCUAGUUAGUCUAGCCAGCUAUCUAAACUUGUAAUAAUCAUGACCCAGGGGUCCUGACCUCUAGGGGGCCCCCAUUGUUUUUGCUAGUCACUCUCAUACAGAUAAAGUUAUAUAAAACAAACUAAUUUGUUUACUUUUUGUUAAUAAAAUGCUUUUUCUGCUAACAGAUCCCUCUGUACUUAUUAAAUUAUAGUUUUUAAUCCCAGUGCUGAGUUAAUGUGUAGCAGCUAAUUAUAGCUAAUAGGCUAUGUGUUUGUAGAUCGACUGAGGUGAAUGAACCUACAGCAGCCAAGGUGAUAAUGGCUGGAGUAAUUUUUGCUUGUUUUUGCUGUUCUCCAAAAAGCAUUGUAUAGUUUUUAAACUGUAUAAGAAUUCAGUAAAUGAGCUCCAACUGUCUUAAUAUUCACCCUGUCCGGGGACCUCACUAAAACUCAGACCCUGGUUACGGCCCUGAAAUAACUAGAUUUAAACAAAGCAAUCGAUAGAGUGGACUGCUACAAAAAUGCCUGCAACAUUAUAGACAGCAAACUCUGCUUUGGAGAAAACUUGGAUGCCUUUGUCUCCAAAUGUCAGUCACGACUAAAUACCUGCACAAACUAAGAUGGUUGGAGAAAACCCAAAAUCUGUCUUGCAAGCGUUCCAUAGAUGCUUCAUAGAAUCAAUGCUCAUCCUUUAUGGAGACACCUUUAUACAAUGUGUUGUAUUGGUUUUCUAUAUAUCUAACACCACACAUGAAGUUCUCUCUACUUUGGUCAAUAUCGAGUUAUGAAAUAACUUUCAUGUCUAUUUGUGUUGCCCUUUUGAAAACUAGGCCAGCCGAUCGCGUCAACUGGGCGCCUCAGUCUACUGCGUGGGAGUAAAAGACUUCAAUGAAACCCAGGUGAGCCACGUUCACAUGUUUCUGUUGUGAGCAGGGGAUUAUUAUUGUUAUUACACUGUUAUUAAAUUAUAACUCUCCUCACUCCCUAGCUUUGGACAAUAGCCGACAGUAAGGACCAUGUCUUCCCUGUAAAUGAUGGCUUUGAGGCACUGCAAGGAGUCAUUGAUUCAGUAAGGGCACUGUUGUUGGGGUUGGUAGAAUGAUGCAAACAGCUGUUCACUAUUUUAAGGUAUGUUUUCAACACUGUUGAAAGGAUACCAUGGUAUAAGGUAUACAUACUUUCAACAGCUCUAAGUCUUACAGAUUUACGCCAUCAGUACUGCUGCUCUCCGCCUUCAUCAUUAACCAUCGCCUUCUCCCUCUCGUCUUCUCCCUCGCUCUCUGUUUCUCUCGCUCUCUCUUCUCCCUUCCCGCAGAUCCUGAAGAGAUCAUGCAUUGAGAUCUUGGCAGCAGAGCCCUCUAGUAUCUGUGAAGGAGGUGAGUGGUGUAUUAGCUCCUCUGUUGGAGCUCCAGAAUGGAAAUGGGUUUCUUAAUGGACUCCAGCUGCAUGGCAAUGACGCUUGUUUAUUGAUAUGCUGCUAACACGGAUCAAUCCACUCUGUGUUUCUACUGUGUGUGUAAUGAGACAGCAGGGGGGAAAUUGAUUGACUUAAAUAUGUGUUUGACUCAGUGUAAAUGCAAAGUGCCAGCUGAAGAUAAACAGGCGUGGUUAAAACAUUACAUCCUCUCUGGCUCAGCCUAGCCUGCAUUUGACCGAUUUCAGAUAAUCAUCAUCCCACUGGGCACAAACUGGUUAAGUCAACAUUGUUUCAAAGUAAUUUGUCAAGUUAUUGUGACGUGGAAUCUAUGUGGAAAAUACAUUGGAUUUGAAAAAAGUCAUCACUGUUGUUUUAAGGGUAGAAUUUCAACUACAGGAUAAUAUCAUGAUGGUAACCAAUUUUCAACAUAGACACACCUUGUAUAAAAUAUGUUGAAUUUGUACCUUUGAAACAACAUCAGAUCUUCAACGUAAUAUCCACUAUAAGAAAAAACAAUAGGCUGAGCAGCACCUCCUACUGGAGAGUUGAUCUAUCUACAGCUAUCCCUUCAGUCUUCCAUCAAGGGCUUUAACCAAACCCAGCCCUGGUUAGCUUUGAUAUUAGACUAUAACCAUGUAAUAUCGUGAGAAUGAUUGUUGAGAAAUGUCCCCUUAAUAGAUUCACUGUUGCUAUCGAAGUUAUUCCAAAGGGUAGAUUCAACAGAGCAAAUUAAAUGUAACCAUAUUUAGGCCAAUAUAGUACUUGGGAAGUCAUCAACAGCUAUUGUUUAAAUUCUAAAAAUAGACAAUACAUAUACAGUGCAUUCAGACCCCUUCCCUUUUUCCACAUUUUGUUACGUUACAGCCUUAUUCUAAAAUUGAUUAAAUAAAACAUUUUCCUCAUCAAUUUACACACAAUACCCCAUAAUGACAAAGCAAAAACAGGUUUUUAGACAUUUUUGCCAAUGUAUUACAAAUAUUAAAGAGAAAUACCUUAUUUACAUAGCUAUUCAGACCCUUUGCUAUGAGACUAAAAAUUUAGCUCAGGUGCAUCCUUUUUCCAUUGAUCAUCCUUGAGAUAUUUCUACAACUUGAUUGCAGUCCACCUGUGGUCAAUUCAAUUGAUUGGACAUGAUUUGGAAAGGCACACACAUGUCUAUAUAAGGUCCCACAAUUGACAGUGCAUGUCAGAGCAAAAACCAAGCCAUGAGGUUGAAGGAAUUGUCCGUAGAGCUCCAAGACAGGAUUGUGUUGAGGCACAGCUCUGGGGAAGGGUACCAAAAAAUGUCUGCAGCAUUGAAGGUUCACAAGGACACAGUGGCCUCCAUCAUUCUUAAAUGGAAGAAGUUUGGAACCACCAAGACUCUUCCAAGAGCUGGCCGCCCAGCCAAACUGAGUAAUCGGGGGAGAAGGGCAUUGGUCAGGGAGGUGACUAAGAACCUGAUGGUCACUCUGACAGAGCUCCAGAGUUCCACUGUGGAGAUGGGAGAACCUUCCAGAAGGACAACCAUCUCUGCAGCACUCCACCAAUCAGGCCUUUAUGGUAGAGUGGCCAGACAGAAGCCACUCCUCAGUAAAAGGCAUGACAGCCCGCUUGGAGUUUGCCAAAAGGCACCUUAAGGACUCAGACCAUGAGAAACAAGAUUCUCUGGUCUGAUGAAACCAAGAUUGAACUAUUUGGCCUGAAUGCCAAGCAUCACAUCUGGAGGAAACCUGGCACCAUCCUUACGGUGAAGCAUGGUGGUGGCAGCAUCAAGCUGUGGGGAUGUUUUUCAGCGGCUGGGACUGGGAGACUAGUCAGAGUCGACGGAAAGAUGAAGGGAGCAAAGUACAGAGAGAUCCUUGAUGAAAACCUGCUCCAGAGCGCUCAGGAUCUCAGACUGGGGUGAAGAAUCACCUUCCAACAGGACAACGACUCUAAACGCACAGCCAAGACAACGCAGGAGUGGCUUCGGGACAAGUAUCUGAAUGUCCUCGAGUGGCCCAGAUAGAGCCCGGACGUGAACCCGCUUGAACAUCUCUGGAGAGACCUGAAAAUAGCUGUGCAGCGUCGCUCCCCAUUCAACCUGACAGAGCUUGAGAGGAUGUGCAGAGAAGAAUGGGAGAAACUCCCCAAAUGCAGGUGUGCCAAGCUUAUAGCGUCAUACACAAGAAGACUUGAGGCUGUAAUCACUGCCAAAGGCUGAGUAAAGGGUCUGAAUACUUUUUUCUUUUUUUUUAUACAUUUGCAAACAUUUCUAAAAACCUGUUUUUGCUUUGUCAUUAUGGGGUAUUGUGUGUAGAUUGAUGAGGGAAAAAACAAUUUAAUCAAUUUUAGAAUUAGGCUGUAACGUAACAAAAUGUGGAAAAAGUCUAGGGGUCUGAAUACUUUCCGAAUGCGCUGUAGGGUUUCAAGCUUAUAAAAGUUAAAGAAAUAAAAUAAUAAGAUUAAGCCAGUGGCUUAGAUCGAACUAUCCAAGUAAUAGAUACAUCUCCUUUAAAAUGUUGAUAUUUUGUUGCAUUGUCAACCAAACACAAUUCAAUAUUACUUUUGUAAGACAGUAAAUAGCUUAAUGUUAAGGCUAUCGUACAAACUAAUGUAACAGUAUUUAUUCAACCUUAAAAUUGGUAACACAUCCAUGGCCACAUUUUGAGGUUACUGUAACAUGAAAUGUUCUGUGGAAAUCUUCACAAUUGCUACAAUAAUCUGAACAGAAUCUCAAACGGCAUUGGUCACUUGUACCAUGUAGUUUAAUGUAAUCUCAAUUGCAAUCCAGGUCAUUUGGUUGUGCUAUUAGAUUAAGCACAUUGAUAACACAUUAAGUUGUUGUAUAAAUAAACAAAAUAUCUGACAUUGUAUUCCCAUUUGAACGUUGUUGUGCUUUUCAAUGGUUGAAAGCGCAUUGAUAACACAUUUAGGUGACAACUAAACCAGAAAUCAGACAUUGAUUUUUCAUUGGGAAUUCAACAAACUUUUUGUGUGGGUGAAAAUAGGGUGGAAUCUCAUUGAUCAAUGCAUCUACCAAAUAUUACCCAAUUCUCCACGUUGAAAUGAUGUGGUGUGCCCAGUGGGAUGUAUCAUUAUGGAUAAUUGGGGAGCAUUUGGCCUCAGGAAUGAAGGAUUUGAAAAUAUCAUUAUCAACUGUAAUUCCGCUUUACUUAUGAAUAUCAAGGUGAACAGAUGGCAUUGAUGAUUCUCCAUGUUCUCUCCCUUUCAUCCUGCCUUAGAGUCCUUCCAGGUGGUAGUGAAAGGAAAUGGUUUCUCACAUGCCCGCGAGGUGGGGAAGGUCCUUUGUAGCUUCCGCAUCAACGACACUCUUACUUUGAGUAAGUGGACGUUACGGUACCUACAAUUUACCGACCAUUAACCUUAAUGAAUCCCAUCAGCAACACCUCUGUUUUUAAUGAGCUGGGAAGAAUCUCUAACUUUCACACAAGGUUCUUAGUGCAGGGUAAUGAGGCUUAGAAAGAUAUAUGUUUCAGCAAUGUCACAGUGAGUUAGUUGGCUGUUAUUGACUGUGACUGCGAAACAGGCAAAUACAAAAGAGAAGGAUUUCAACCAUCCUGAACGAAAGAGCCUAAAGGAAUGAGCCUGAAAGAAUGCUCAUUAGAUCAAACAGGCACCAGUUGGGUUCUCAAGACAAUUUCUGCCUGUCUUCUGUUCCUCACUUAACCAAUUCAUUGGUCCAAUGUAGAACAGCAGUAUCCCACAAGGUGCCCUACACAUGACAGAACAUUGGACAAUGGACCAAGAAAGGACUUCUUUGCACUUGUGGCACAAAGCUUUUGAUGCAAGAGAUUACCCUCGCUCCAAAGUUGCAAACCACUGUCUGGUUGCAAAUUCCACACCAAUGUAGUCGGCAGCAGUGCACAAACAGAUCUGAGUUGGAGAUGUAAUGUGCUUUCUUUGUUCCUUUCACUCAUCCAAAACGGAUCUAGCACAUCUGCUCUAGGCUCAGUGCCUCUGAUAAGCUAGGUAGAAGGCUCUCUGAAGCUUUAAAGGUAAGGGUUUAUUUAAUCCAGAAUCUUCAAAUGGAUCAGGGACUUGCAAUAAUAUCCGUUGAUUAGCAAUAUUCAGUAGAGAGUAGUCCAAUUCUUUACACUGAAGAGACAUUUCUGCAUUCUUCCCUGAGGCAUUACGGGAGGUGGGGCUACGUUUGCCUUGGCCACAAGGAAGAGGGGGUUAUAUCAUGCACACUGUUAUUACAAAUACCCCCCCCCCCCACACACACACACACACACAAACACACACACACUUUGCUUCAUCUGGUUGAAUACUUAAGGCUUCUCAGAUGUACAGCGGGAAUGUGGAUCUUAUAUGCCAUGUGCACACACUGGACGUUCUCUCGGCCAGGGUAAAUAAACCACACUCACUCUGAAGGAUUUCAGUUGCUUCAUUUUCCACAAGUAAAGGGCCACAAAGACAACAACAAAGGAAUUUUCACAAUUUGUUUCAAAGUAUUUCAAUUUCAACUAUACUCUUUAAAACACUCUUUGAUCUACAACUCUUUGAAACUAUGAUACUUUAACUGAGAUACACAGUUAAAUUAAUAGCACCGUUUGUUAAUUAAUUAGCUACUGUACUGUAUUUUGAUUUUAUUUUUGUUUUUAUUUCCAUGCACCUCUCGCUGGAUGCAUAGCUAUAGGAUGUAUAAUCAGGGACAUUAUCCACUGUAUACAGUAUUAGGUAGUUUUUUAUAUAUACACAUAAUACAAAGCAUUCUCUUCUAUAACCCAUAGUGAAAAGACCAUUGGUCGUGAGAGACACCUACCUGCUGUGUCCAGCUCCAAUAUUGGAGGAGGAGGGGACGUAAGUGACUGUUUAACUCUCACAUCCUCACUGCUUUAAUUGAUGCAUGCCAAACCCAACUCAUGAAAUGCUAAGAUAAACUUAUACACUAUCAGUCAAAAGUUUGGACACACCUACUCAUUCAAGGGUUUUUCUUUAUUUGUACUAUUUUUUACAUUGCGGUCCGACUCAUCCGAAACCAUCUCAAUUUGGUUGAGGUCGGGGGAUUGUGGAGGCCAGGUCAUCUGAUGCAGCACUCCAUCACUCUCCUUCUUGGUAAAAUAGCCCUUACACAGCCUGGAGGUGUGUCGGGUCAUUGUCCUGUUGAAAAACAAAUGAUAGUCCCACUAAGCCCAAACCAGAUGCGAUGGCGUAUUGCUGCAGAAUGCUGUGGUAGACAUGCUGGUUAAGUGUGCCUUGAAUUCUAAAUAAAUCACAGACAGUAUCACCAGAAAAGCACCCCCACACCAUAACACCUCCUCCUCCAUGCUUUACGGUGGUAAAUACACAUGCGGAGAUCAUCUGUUCACCCACACCGCAUCUCACAAAGACACGGCGGUUGGAACCAAAAACCUCAAAUAUGGACCCCAGACCAAAUUUCCACCGGUCUAAUGUCAAUUGCUUGUGUUUCUUGGCCCAAGCAGGUCUCUUCUUCUUAUUGGUGUCCUUUAGUAGUGGUUCCUUUAUGAAGGCCUGAUUCACUCAGUGACUCUCAGAUCCACCUCUACGCAGACGACACCAUUUUGUAUACAUCUGGCCCUUCAUUGGACACUGUGUUAACAAACCUCCAAACGAGCUUCAAUUCCAUACAACACUCCUUCAGUAGCCUCCAACUGCUCUUAAACACUAGUAAAACUAAAUGCAUGCUCUUCAACCGAACGCUACUUGCACCCGCCCACCCGACUAGAAUCACUACUCUCGACGGGUCUGACCUAGAGUAUGUGGACAACUACAAAUAUCUAGGUGUCUGGUUAGACUGUAAACUCUCCUUCCAGACUCACAUUAAGAAUCUCCAAUCCAAAGUUAAAUCUAGAAUCGGUUUCCUAUUUCGCAACAAAGCCUCCUUCACUCAUGCUGCCAAACAUGCCCUCGUAAAACUGACUAUCCUACCGAUCCUUGACUUCGGCGAUGUCAUUUACAAAAUAGCCUCCAACACUCUACUCAGCAAAUUGGAUGUAGUCUAUCACAGUGCCAUCCGUUUUGUCUCCAAAGCCCCAUAUAAUACCCACCACUGUGACCUGUACGCUCUUGUUGGCUGGUCCUCACUACAUAUUUGUCGCCAAACCCACUGGCUCCAGGCCAUCUAUAAAUCACUGCUAGGCAAAUCCCCGCCUUAUCUUAGCUCAUUGGUCACCAUAGCAACACCCACCCGUAGUCUGCGCUCCAGCGGUAUAUCUCACUGGUCAUCCCCAAAGCCAACACCUCCUUUGGCCGCAAUUCCUUCCAGUUCUCUGCUGCCAAUGACUGGAACAAAUUGCAAAAAUCUCUGAAGCUGGAGACACUUAUCUCCCUCACUAACUUUAAGCAUCAGUUGUCAGAGCACCUUACCGAUCACUGCACCUGUACACAGCCCAUCUGAAAUUAGCCCGCCCAACUACCUCAUCCCUAUAUUGUUAUUUAUUUUGCUCAUUUGUACCCCAGUAUCUCUAUUUGCACAUCAUCUCUUGCACAUCUAUCAUUCCAGUGUUAAUACUAAUUGUAAUUAUUUUGCACUAUAGCCUAUUUUAUUGCCUUACCUCCAUAACUUGCUAAAUUUGCACACACUGUAUAUUAUAUGUAUUUCUGUUGUAUUUUUGACUUUGUUUUGUUUUACCCCAUAUGUAACUCUGUGUUGUUGUUUUUAUCGCACUGCUUUGCUUUAUCUUGGCCAGGUCGCAGUUGUAAAUGAGAACUUGUUCUCAACUGGUUUACCUGGUUAAAUAAAGGUGAAAUAAAAAUAAAAUAAAAAAAGUCCCCUCUGAACAGUUGAUGUUGAGAUAUGUCUGUUACUUGAACUCUGUGAAGCAUUUAUUUGGGCUGCAAUUUCUGAGGCUGGUAACUGUAAUGAACUUAUCCUCUGCAGCAGAGGUAACUCUGGGUCUUCCAUUCCUGUGGCGGUGUCAAGGGGUGCUGAAGGUGGGUGUGGUGCAUGAAUCAAGCGCAGGACGCAGAAGCUCAGUCCAAAAUACUUUAGUGCAAUAUUCACGUAGAAAAUAAGCACAAUAAGCCCGAAGGCGAAAUAACGGCGCACACAGGCGUCAAACAAACGGCGCACUAACAUGUGCGAAAAACCUCUCCAAAACACUGGAGGGAAGUACGUAGCUCCAACACAAAACAGAAGAGCAAUCACACACAAAGACAAACACACACAACGAGAACUAAAUAGGACACUAACGAGGACUAACAAGACACAGGUGUACAACAUCAAGAUAAAACCAAACGAACAUGAAACAUAGAUCGGUGGCAGCUAGUACUCCGGGGACGACGACCGCCGAAGCCUGCCCGAACCAGGAGGAGGAGCAGCCUCGGCCGAAACCGUGACAGUACCCCCCCCCCCCCUUGACGCGCGGCUCCAGCCGUGCGCCGACCCCGGCCUUGGAGACGACCAGGAGGACGCGGAGCAGGGCGCGCGGGAUGGUCCCGGUGGAACUCCGACAGGAGAGAUGGGUCUAGGAUGUCCCUCCGCGGCACCCAGCACCGCUCCUCCGGGCCGUACCCCUCCCACUCCACGAGAUACUGGAGACCCCCCAUCCGGCAUCUUGAGUCCAAGAUGGACCGAACGGUGUACGCCGGAGCCCCCUCGAUGUCCAGUGGGGGCGGAGGAGUCUCCCCUAUCUCAUUGUCCUGGAGUGGACCAGCUACCACCGGCCUGAGAAGAGACACAUGGAACGAGGGGUUAAUAUUCUUAUACUCAACAGGUAGAUGUAACCUAUAACACACCUCGUUCAAUCUUCUCAGGACUUUAAAGGGCCCCACAAACCGCCGACCCAGCUUCCGGCAGGGCAGGCGGAGGGGUAGGUUUCUGGUAGAGAGCCAGACUCGAUCUCCGGGUGCGUACACCGGCCCCUCACUGCGGUGGAGAUCGGCGCUCGCCUUGUGACGAAGGACGGCCCGCUGCAGGUGGACGUGGGCAGCGUUCCACGUCUCUUCCGAGCGCCUAAUCCAAUCAUCCACCGCAGGGGCCUCGAUCUGGCUCUGCUGCCCAGGUGCCAGAACCGGCUGGUAACCUAACACACAUUGGAAGGGGGUUAGGUUGGUAGAGGAGUGGCGGAGAGAGUUCUGGGCCAUCUCGGCCCAGGGAAUGUACCGUGCCCACUCCUCCGGCCGGCCCUGGCAAUACGACCUCAGAAACCUACCCACAUCCUGGUUGACACGUUCUACCUGCCCGUUACUCUCCGGGUGGUACCCUGAGGUAAGGCUAACCGAGACCCCCAAACGCUCCAUGAUCGCUCUCCAAACACGGGAGGUAAACUGGGGGCCUCGAUCAGACACUAUAUCCUCGGGUACCCCGUAAUGCCGGAAGACGUGGGUAAAUAGGGCCUCAGCGGUCUGUAGGGCAGUAGGAAGACCCGACAUAGGGAGAAGACGACAGGCCUUAGAGAACCGGUCCACAACGACCAGGAUGGUGGUAUUCCCCUGAGAGAGGGGAAGGUCUGUCACAAAAUCCACCGAGAGGUGGGACCAUGGUCGUUGUGGAACAGGCAGGGGUUGUAACUUACCCCUGGGCAGAUGUCAGGGCGCCUUACACUGGGCGCACACCGAGCAGGAGGAGACAUAAACCCUCACAUCCCUAGCCAAAGUGGGCCACCAGUAUUUAGUGCUAAGGCAAUGCACUGUCCGGCCAAUACCCGGAUGUCCAGAGGAGGGUGACGUGUGAGUCCAGUAAAUGAGUCGAUCCCGAAUCUCCGAGCGUAACGUACUUCCGACCCAUCAGGACACUGUGGAGGGCUGGGGUCGGUAGCAACGCUCGCUCGAUUUCGGCAUCGACCUCCCACACCACCGGUGCCACAAGGCAAGACUCCGGUAGUAUGGGAGUAGGCUCAACGGACCUCUCCUCCGUGUCAUACCGCCGGGACAGCGCAUCUGCCUUACCAUUCUGGGACACGCGGAUGUACGUCGAUUUUAAAUUCACGAUGACCCUGUGGGAGGAUUAAACAAUACCUAUCAUUCUCGCCGCCACCGGUGCUGCCCGGCUCCCGGGCGGCCCCGGAUAGACCGCGUUUUCAGUCUCCUCGCUGCCGGAUGUUACUCCGGUUCCCGCCACCCCUGUCAGUCUACCAAAUUCAUGGAUGGGCUAUAGGGUUGUGUUGAGCCCCCUCUUAAGCCAAGCCUCAACCUUAAGGGCUUUGUUAACUCAGCUACAUGCUUUCCCCUGUCCUACCAACGUUUUCAUUUGUACGCUAGCCGUGGUCUGUUAGCUUUUUUUGCGUAAAAAGUAAAUAGGGGCGGAGUUAGGGGUAUGGCCCCGUGACUCGUUGUAUUUUUGAGAGAUAUGAUCGGCCCUUUAUACCAGCUCAGAUGCGUUUCUUACUUUCUCAACGUGAUAUAGGGUAAUGCGGGCGAUCCCCGUUAUUUUUUUUCUUUUGCUGUCACUCUUACUCCGCAACAGGUAACGCCGACCGUAAAAGUAAACAGGCCCUUAGUGCCCCAUAUUGGUCACUUGUACGCAUCACGCUGUACACUGCAUUUGAGGCAGAUCCGGAUCCCACUGUCAGACAGGGAUUCGUGAGGUGAUGCUGCCACCCUGUCCAAUAACUACGGACUAAAUUAUAACCUCCGUGUAGUUACAUUCGCAAAGCCCAAGAAACCUGACUGAACCCUCUUUACUAGUGUGUGUUGGUCCAGAUGUUUGACUUUAUUUCACGCACAGCGGACACAAGAUUCAUAUCCUCAAUUCUCACCCCUGACAGGGACAACCGAUACCCAAAAAGGUACCCAGACCUUCCUGGAAAAAGUCUAUGACAUUUCUCGUGCUUUCUUGACGAUUAUAGGCUCCGUGCUCCAUUCAGCCGCUCAUAGUAAUAAGAUCGCAUCCACUGUGGUUUAAUUGCCUAGGCUCGGUGUACUGAUCAAGUAACCAUGAUCACCCUGUCAUCCAUUGACACGACACCCUUGUCCUAUGUCAUUUCCAUUUGGAGUAAACCAUGUAUAUACGAAGUAGUUGGCGCAAGACUUUGAUGGAGCUAUUCAGCAUAAACCGAUUUUUAGGUGCAUGAUUCGGAUAGAAUUCAAAAUGACCCCUGGACUGUUUUUUUUUCGUUCCCCGGUUACAUAUACAAGCUUGUCUGCCAUGUGUCGCCCUGUCCACUAAUGCUGCACCCAAGUGAUUACGCGCUCCUAUUGAUAGAAUCCCAUAAUGCCUUCGUGAAAUAACACUUGAGCUGCCCCAGUCCGCAAUGACUCCGUCAUGGUCGCAAUCAGAGGGAGUGAUAAACUGUACUCUCACAUGUAUAUCCUAUGAAGGGCAUGACUCAAUCGGAAUCAAAUGCCUCCACGUGCGCACCACACCCGUCUCACUCACUUGUCUUACCUUCAGAAAAACGAUAUACUCGAGAUGGCCCCCCGGGGAGGAAGUGGAGGUCCAUGAUAUUUAUCCAACCUGUCUCAAAGAUUGGGAUGUAAGUCUCUUUUCCUAUAGCACUUUCCUUUCUCUUAUUGAGACAAAGGAUUUACAUUCGCUGCCCCGCUCUGGAGAUGCGCUGCUCUGCUCUGGUUCUCCCGAGUACAAUAUGAAAUAAUCAUUCCGUGUCUAUGCAGGAGGCAACUGGUCGCCCACUGUAGUUUACUAAACUACUUGACCGAGCUAAACCCAUAUAUUUAAGUUGCUGGAUGCUAUGUGUCGUUAGUAUCUGGUGCAUCAUUGGUUGGAUUCUUCUCUACAUUUACCAAAGUUUUCUCCCCCACGGGAUAAACCACACAUGUGACUAUCGCUACCAUCGCCACCCUGAGGCAAAGCACCACCAUUCGAUGUACCCGCCUACCUCUGUGUACACGAAAUAAUAGCAGGGUUUAUGGGUUGCAAAACUAUAGGGAUUAUUCAGCACCUCUGUGGCGUACGCAGGGGAGAGUCGAUUCAGAUACAGCUUUGUAUUAGUCUCUUCAUGACACCUCUCCCGCGCAUCACAUUACUAAUGUGGCCCUUGCCUUUUUGGAUCUGCCCUAAUCAAUCCCCCGGUACUCCAACUGGUUGAUGCUGGCUAUCUACUUGGUUUCCCUCCCAUGAAACGGGGAAAAGGUUUGUUAAUAAAAGCCCCGGCCUAGGAGAGGGAUCUUCCCCUUCCCUCAAACUCAUACAAAAACCUCCGUUCCCUAUCCACACCCACAAAUUUCUCCAGGCUGUACUGAAAUCUCCACUCCAGCGCCUCAUGUCUGGGUAAUGAGGUGCAACCAUGGGAAAAAUUUUACACACAGGUUAUACAUAGAAUUUUCCUGGCGCACAACAGAAAGAUCUGGUGUAAGGGGUAGUCUACUUUCCACCGGGCAGGCAAUACCCAGUAGCGUUUGCCUGUUGUUGAUUCUCACAAGUUGAGAACCCUCUAAAACACACGCCACCUAUCUCCUCCUUGGUCCCUACGCAGCGCUGCCCCCAUCACUAGUACCUUUUUCUCCCUAUCGCAUCUGCUGUAACGCCGAGGUAUCAGGCCCCCCUACUUGCGGAUUAAUUCCUCAAUUACUUUUAAUCUGUCAGCGAACGGCACCACCCCACACCAGAGCUCUUAAUAGGGCUGUUCCCCUCUGGAUAGGUACCAUUUUUCUUCUCGUCCCCCCGGUGCCUGUGCUGGGCUGCCCAACCCCUAGGGACGCCCCAUCGGGACGUCCUUUAACGGUCGUCUUGAGCCCCUUUAUGAAGGGUUGCUCCGUACGCCCCAUGGACAUAUCGACCAACUGUUCGAAGGGAGUUAUCCCAGCGCGUAUCUAGCAGGCCACAUACUCGUUUGAACCAGUUCCUCCCGCUAUGUACAUCUGAUAAAUUUGGCGUGUAUGAGGGUUGCUUAAUGUUUCAUCACUACCCAUAUGAGUUCAUUAGCUGCUAGAGUACCCCGCGACUACUACUAUGAGCAUACAGCUAUCUCGUGUUGCUGUUUCUUCCUUCCUUCACCCGUCUUAGCGCCCCUGGAUUUUUAGACGCUCCUCAGCCUGACUUUUGACCCACUCCUAUUGGGGCAUGGUAGAACCGAUCCGCGCUCUGAAGUUUGCGCGGGUAUGACUUGCGGCUCGCCUUAGCGACUUUAUUGUUUUUGGUGUGGUGUGCUCGCCAUCCCCGUCUCCCAACGCGGAGCUCUAGCACCAUUUUCCCAACGCCUUGAGUGAGACAGGGAGAUGUAUGGGCGGACAUCUCGUCUGUCUUGUCUCUCUAGGUGUUGCCUUCCAAAGCGUUGUGUAACAGUGGCAGCGUCUUUUUAGACCGCCUCCACUGACAGGAGUCCCCCAAACCCCCUACCUGAACCCUGCAGUCUUUGCCCGUUCAUAAGCCCUCCUUGGGUGAGAUGAGUUAGCCGAACCAUUUGGGUUACGGUAUCAUGGUGUAGAGUGGUAUAUGUGUGGAUUGGUGUAGCGCCGCGUCAACCCCCGCGGUUUUCCCUUCUGUAGCCGUGGGAGGUCCCUUCCUUUCCUCCCUCUCCCCCUUCCGUGGGGUACCCCGCUGAUUUCCCAUUAGUCGCUGCUGAGGUGAUCGUUGGAUUACGUCUCCUGUUAGAGCGCGUCCCCAGUUGUCGAUCUGGUCAUCUGGCCGCGAACAUGCUCUCGUGCGACUCAGCGUAGCUGCAAGACUACUGCUGAUUCCAUUUUGGUGUUGGAUCUGUCAAGGGGUGCUUGAAGUGGGAGUGGUGCAUGAAUCAAGCGCAGGACGCAGAAGCUCAGCCAAAAGACUUUAGUGCAUAUUCAAGUUUAGAAAAAUAAGCACAAAGCCCGAAGGCGAAAUAACGGCGCACACAGGGUCAAACAAACGGCGCACUAACAUGUGCGAAAAACCUCUCCAAAAAACACUGGAGGAAGUAGUUAGCUCGCAACACAAACAGGAAGAGCAAUCACACACAAAAAUACAACCACACACAACAAGAACGAAAUAGGACAACUAACGAGGACUAACAAGACAAAGGUGUACAACAUCAAGACCCAAAAACCAAACGGAACAUGAAACAUAGAUACGGUGGCAGCUAGUACUUCCGGGGAACGGGACCGCGAAAGCCUGCACGACCAGGGAGGAGGAGCAGCCUCGGCCGACGAAACCGUGAACAGACGGUCACUCAUGAGAGCCCAGUUUCCUCAUAGCGUUUGAGGUUAGUUGCGACUGCACUUGGAAAGUCUUGAAAUGUCCGUAUUGACGACCUUCAUGUUCUUAAAGUAAUGAUGGGCUGUCGGUUUCUCUUGAUGAUUGGAGUGUUCUUGCCUAAUAUGGACUUGGUCUUUUACCAAAUAGGGUAUUCUCUUAUAACCCCCCUACCUUGUCACAACACAAACUGAUGGCUCAAACGCAUUAAGAAGGAAAGAAAUCACAAAUUAAAUUUAACAAGGCCACCUGUUAAUGAAAGCAUUUCCAGGUGGACUACCUCAGGAGGCGGUUGAGAGGAUGCCAAGAGGGUUGCAAAAGCUGCUCAAGGCAAGGGAUGGCUAUUUGAAGAAUCCACAAAUAUAAAAGAUAUUUGAUUUGUUGAAAACUAUUGGGUUACUACCAUUGAUUCCAUAUGUGUAUUUCUAGUUUGAUGUCUUCACUAUAUUAUACAAUGUACUGUAGAACAUAGUAAAAAUAAAGAAAAACCUUGAAUGAGUAGGUGUGUCCAAACAGUGACUGGUAUGCAUAGUAUUUACCCCAUCAUUACCCACAAUUACAUCUCCUGCUUUCAAUCCUAUUUUCUCAGAAAAGCAGCUAUCGUCGGCUUGAAUGAAAACAGAGAUGUGUUGAAGGAUAGCUAUUUAAGAGCAAAUAACCAAACAGGCAGGUAUGGAUCCCCUCUCACCUCACCUCUCCUGCCUCUCUUCCUCACCUUCCUCUCACCUCCCUCAGGGCAGCUACCCUCCACGUCAGUUAUGAACAAUGGCCUGAGUUUCAUAUAUAGUCCGUCACCAUCACCACUGUCAGCUGUGUAAGUAUCAUAACCCCUCACACACCCUUACACAGUGUUCUUUAAUGUGUGGCUCAUUUUAAGUUACUGUACUCUUCCAUGUCUAGUCCUGGGAGGUAAUAUAGAUUUGGUUCAAGCACAGGCUUUUUUAGUUUAUGUACAACAGGGUCUGACCUAUUUUCCGAUCUCGGCACUACCCCAGUCUGAUUGGGAGUUCUUGGCCAUAGCUAGCUAAUUCCUGCGGCUCUGCUGAUGCUGUCUGCUCUGGUGGUUUCUGGCCAUCUCUGCUGCACCAGUGGUAUUGCAGCCCAUACUUUUUGAUCAUUUCGUGAAGUGGGGUGAGCAUAGGAUAUUGCCUUACGCAGCCGUUAUUUGUCCAUGAGAUUUGUGUUUGUGUUAUCUACAGUACCCUGUUAAAACCAAACACACAAAAAAAAAUUGAAUAUAGCGCUAGGUAUAGUAAAAGUCUCACAACCCCGUGCACAUCUUCAAGUUUUGGCUGCCUUAAGAAAUCACAUCUUAAAAAGGAUUCAAGUGAACUUUUUCACACCCCAGACAGAGUUAAUACGUCAGGCCAUCACAGCUGUGCAUUAAAUUUAAAUAAGAUUCUACCAACUGUGCACAACUAUUAGGUGUAACAUAACUGAGUAUACAAACAUUAGGAACACCUUCCACUAAUAGUGAGUUUGCAACCCCCCUUCGCCUCAGAACAGCACUCAUUAAGCGGGUCUGGACCUCUACAAGGUGUCGAAAGCAUUCCACGGGAUGCUGGCCCCAUUUGGACCAGGCUCCCACAGUUGUGUCAGUUGGCUAGAGUGUCCUUUUGGUUGAUGGACCACCCUUGAGACACCACAGGAACGCGUUGGCCGUGAAAAACCCAGCAGCGUUGCAGUUCUUGACCACAAACGGUGCGCAUUAUGCACCUAACUUUACCAUAGCGUUCAAGGGCACUUAAUAUUUUGCGUCUUGCCCCAUUCACCCUCGGAAUGGCCACACAUACACCAAUCCAGUUGUCAUUGUCUUCAAGGGCUUUAAAAAAUUUUCCCGUAUUUACGGAGUCCCCUCCCCUUCAUAUAAAAAGGAUUGUGGGGGCGUUUUGUUAGACCUCAGUGCGAUGUUGACAUUAUCGAUGAGGUUCUGCUUGCUGGGAAGAACGAUGUGUUAUGGCUUACACCUCUGCUUAUAAUGUGGAAAAUAGUACUUGUCUAACAGAACAAGAGGGUGGGUUUUAAGGAAAGCCUCUCAAAACAUAAAUCCAGGUAGAAUCCAGGAUUCCCCAGGGCAGCUGUCUAGGCCCCUUGCUUUUUCCAUCUGUACUAAACGACAUUUGUGCCAAAUGGCUUGAGUAAAGCCGUGUGUUCUAUGUAUGCGGUAUGACUCAACACUUAUUACAGUCAGCUACACAGCAACUGAAAUAACUGCAAACACUUAACAAAGAGUUGCAGGUAGUUUCAGAAGGGUGGCAAGGAAAAUUUGCUGAACUGACUAUUUCCAAACAAAAGCAUUUGUAUUUGGGUAAAUCAUCCAUAAACCCUAAACAUUUCAAUACAUCUCGUCAAUGAAUACUGCUGGAAAUUGAGCAAGUGUGAGGUUUGUCAAACUGCUUGGCGUAAACCGGAUUGUUAGACUGUCAUGGUUAAAGCAUAUUGAUACAACAGUAGUUAAGAUGGGGAGAAGUUAUUGUCCAUAUAUUAAGCGCGGCUCUGCCGUCGUAACAACACUAUCACAAGGGCAGGUCCUACAGCCUAGUUUGUCGCACCUGGAAAUACUGUCAGUAGUGUGGUAAGGUUGCCACAAAGAGGGACUGGGGAAAAUUCGCAGUUGGCUCAGAAAGGGCAGCACGGCGGCCCUAAAAGUACACGGGAGCGCUAACAUUGAUUGACAGGCAUGUCAGUCUCUCCUGCUCAAGCGGGAAGAGAGAUUGGACUUCAAAUCAUCUGCUUGUUUUGGUGAGAGGUGUCGACCACGAGCGAAUGUACCGAGACUGUGGGGGGUCGUCUGUUGGAAUAAGACACACCAGCUCGGAACCCCAUGCCAUACCCCCACAAGACAUGCACCCGAGGGUCUCUUCACAGUCCCAAGUUCAGGAACGGGAUAUGGGAGGCGCACAGUACUACAGAGAGCAGACUAAUGGACUUCUAGUCCACAUCAGGUAAGAUGCAAGCAGUAGAAUCAGAUUAGAAAAAAACAGGUAAAAAACACCUUGUGAACAGCGAGGGGGGGACUGUUGAGAGAAACACACACAGGUUACCUGACACACAUACAUGAACCCACCACUUUACACACACAGGGAGGUGGGUAUUGUAAAUAUGUUGAUAGGGGAUGUGGCCUGCGCGAAACACACUGAAAUGUAUGUGGUAAAGGUUAUGAAAUAGAAGGCAUGGAAUAUCUUUAAAUUGAUAUAACUGCCUGAAUGUUGGCCGGACCCCAGGAAGAGCUAAGGGGAUCCUUAAUAAAUACAUAUACAAGAAAAUCUACACGGAUUGAAGUGAUUAACAGCGAGAUCAUAAGGGCUCACCUGGUCAGCUAUGUCAUGGAAAGAGGCAGUUCUUACUUGUUUUGUAUAUUCAGGUAUAUAUACAGUGUUUUUGUAAAAAUGCCUCAAGUUCAGUAAAGUUGGUGGGAAUAAUGUUGGACAUUUCAAUAUUCAAAACAUGUCCUCCUGAUUUUCAAGCAGUUUGCCCCCGUGGAUGGCGAACCGGCUUAAGCGGGGGAGAACUCGGCGUAGGGAUGUGUUGGCUCCAUCUUCCUCCACUCGGCGUUAGCCCACUCCAACGCCUUGCCCGUGAGACAGGAGAUGAGGGCGGAAACGCUCCUCGUGUCCCGAGGGCAACCGGGUGUACAGUGGCCAGGUAGAGCUCCACCUGCAGGAGGAACCCUGACACCCGGCAGCUGUUCCGUCAUACGCCCUCGGGAGCGAGAGCCGAAUCCCACUGGGUUCCGGACCUGGUGAGAGGGUAUAGGUGGAGGUGUGGGUACCCCGGGUAGGUGGAGGUGUGGGGUACCCCGCUGGCCUCCCAUCGGUGCAGGGUGUUGAUGACGUCCUGUAGAGCGGUCCCCCAGUUGUCGUAUCUGGUCAUCUUGGCCGCGAACAUGCUCCUCGAGCGACUCAGGCGUAGCUGCAGAUCCUGCUGAUUCCAUUUUGGUGUGUGAUUCUGUCAAGGGGUGCUGAAGGUGGGUGUGGUGCAUGAAUCAAGCGCAGGACGCAGAAGCUCAGUCCAAAAGACUUUAGUGCAAUAUUCACGUAGAAAAUAAGCACAAUAAGCCCGAAGGCGAAAUAAACGGCGCACACAGGCGUCAAACAAACGGCGCACUAACAUGUGCGAAAAACCUCUCCAAAACACUGGAGGGAAGUACGUAGCUCCAACACAAAACAGAAGAGCAAUCACACACAAAGACAAACACACACAACAAGAACUAAAUAGGACACUAACGAGGACUAACAAGACACAGGUGUACAACAUCAAGACAAAACCAAACGAACAUGAAACAUAGAUCGGUGGCAGCUAGUACUCCGGGGACGACGACCGCCGAAGCCUGCCCGAACCAGGAGGAGGAGCAGCCUCGGCCGAAAACCGUGACAGGCGGUCCUCAUGAGAGCCAGUUUCAUCAUAGCGUUUGAUGGUUUUUGCGACUGCACUUGAAAGUUCUUGAAAUGUUCCGUAUUGACUGACCUUCAUGUCUUAAAGUAAUGAUGGGCUGUCGUUUCUCUUUGCUGAUUUGAGCUGUUCUUGCCAUAAUAUGGACUUGGUCUUUUACCAAAUAGGGCUAUCUUCUGUAUAACCCCCCUACCUUGUCACAACACAACUGAUUGGCUCAAACGCAUUAAGAAGGAAAGAAAUUCCACAAAUUAACUUUUAACAAGGCACACCUGUUAAUUGAAAUGCAUUCCAGGUGACUACCUCAUGGAGCUGGUUGAGAGAAUGCCAAGAGUGUGCAAAGCUGUCAUCAAGGCAAAGGGUGGCUAUUUGAAGAAUCUCAAAUAUAAAAUAUAUUUUGAUUUGUUUAAAACUUAUUUGGUUACUACAUGAUUCCAUAUGUGUUAUUUCAUAGUUUUGAUGUCUUCACUAUUAUUAUACAAUGUACUGUAGAAAAUAGUAAAAAUAAAGAAAAACCCUUGAAUGAGUAGGUGUGUCCAAACCUUUGACUGGUACUGCAUAUUAUUUUACCCACUCAUUACCCACAAUUACAUCUCCCUUGCUUUCAAGUCAUAUUUUCUCAGAAAAGCAGCUAUCGUCGGUCUCUGAAAUGAAAACAGAGAUGUGUUGAAGGAUAGAUAUUAGAGCAAAAUAAACAAACAGUGCAGGUAAUUAUACCCUCUCACCUCACCUCUCCCUGCCUCUCUUCCCUCACCUUCCUCUCACCUCCCUCAGGGCAGCUACCCUCCACGUCAGUAUGAACAAUGGCCUGAGUUUCAUAUCUAGUUCCGUCACCAUCACCACUGUCAGCUGUGUAAGUAUCAACCCCUCACCACCUCUCUACACAGUGUUGUUCUUCUAAUUGUGUGGCUCAUUUUAGUACUGUACUCUUCCAUGUCUAUUCCUGGGAGGUAAUAUAGCUUGUGUUCAAGCACAGACUUUAGUUUAUGUACACCAGGUUCUGACCUUAUUUCCUAUCUCGGCCUACCCCAGUCUGAUGGGACGUUCUUGGCCAUAGCUCUGCUCAUCCUGCUGCUCCUGCUGAUGCUGGCUCUGCUCUGGUGGUUCUGGCCUCUCUGCUGCACAGUGGUAUGUCAGCCAUACUUUUUGUAAUCAUUUCGUGAAGUGUGUGUGCGCAUUAGGAUAUUGCAUUACGCAGCAGUAUUUGUUCAUGAGAUUGUGUUUUAUCUACAGUACCUGUAAAACCAAACACACAAAAAUGAAUAUAGUCGCUAGUAAAAGUCUACACACCCCUUGCACAGUCUUCAAGUUUUGCUGCCUUAAAAUCACAUCUAAAAAGGGAUUCAAGUAGAACUUUUUUCACACCCCAGAGUUAAUACUGUCAGCCAUCACAGCUGUGCAUAAUUUUAAAUAAGAUUCUACCAACUUUGCACAACUCUUAGGGUAACAUACACUGAGUAUACCAAACAUUAGGAACACCUUCCUAAUAUUGAGUUGCAACCCCCCUUUCGCCCUCAGAACAGCCUCAAUUCAUCGGGUCAUGGACUCUACAAGGUGUCGAAAGCAUUCCACAGGGAUGCUGGCCCAUGUUGACCAAUGCUUCCCACAGUUGUGUCAAGUUGGCUAGAUGUCCUUUUGGGUUGAUGGACCACCCUUGAUACACACAGGAAACUGUUGAGCGUGAAAAACCCAGCAGCGUUGCAGUUCUUGACACAAACCGGUGCGCCUGGCACCUACUACCAUAUCCUGUUCAAGGGCACUUAAAUAUUUUGUCUUGCCCAUUCACCCUCUGAAUGGCACACAUACACAAUCCAUGUGUCAAUUGUCUCAAGGCUUAAAAAUCCUUAUUUUACCGGUCCCCUCCCCUUCAUCUAAAAAGGAUUGUGGGGGCUGUUUUGUUAGACCUCAGUGCGACUUUUGACAUUAUCGAUGAUAGUCUGCUGCUGGAAAAACGUAUGUGUUAUGGCUUUACACCCUCUGCUAUAAUGUGGAUAAAUAGUUACUUGUCUAACAGAACACAGAGGGUGGUCUUUAAUGGAAGCCUCUCAAACAUAAUCCAGGUAGAAUCAGGAAUUCCCCAGGGCAGCUGUCUAGGCCCCUUGCUUUUUUCCAUCUUUACUAACGACAUGCCACUGGCUUUGAGUAAAGCCAGUGUGUCUAUGUAUGCGGAUGACUCAACACUAUACACGUCAGCUACUACAGCAACUGAAAUAACUGCAACACUUAACAAAGAGUUGCAGUUAGUUUCAGAAUGGGUGGCAAGGAAUAAUUUAGUCCUGAAUAUUUCCAAAACUAAAAGCAUUGUAUUUGGGUCAAAUCAUUCACUAAACCCUAAACCUCAAUUACAUCUCGUAAUGAAUAAUGUGGAAAUUGAGCAAGUUGAGGUGUCAAACUGCUUGGAGUAACCCUGGAUUGUAGACUGUCAUGGUUAAAGCAUAUUGAUACAACAGUAGCUAAGAUGGGGAGAAGUAUGUCCAUAAUUAAGCGCGGCUCUGCCUUCUUAACAACACUAUCAUCAAGGCAGGUCCUACAGGCCCUAGUUUUGUCGCACCUGGACUACUGUUCAGUAGUGUGGUCAGGUGCCACAAAGAGGGACUUGGGAAAAUUGCAGUUGGCUCAGAACAGGGCAGCACGGCUGGCCCUUAAAAGUACACGGAGCGCUAACAUUGAUGACAUGCAUGUCAGUCUCUCCUGGCUCAGAGUGGAAGAGAGAUUGACUUCAUCACUGCUUGUUUUUGUGAGAGGUGUCGACGAGCUGAAUGUACCGAGCUGUCUGUUUGGAAUACUGACACACAGCUCGGACACCCAUGCAUACCCCACAAGACAUGCCACCAGAGGUCUCUUCACAGUCCCCAAGUUCAGAACGGACUAUGGGAGGCGCACAGUACUACAUAGAGCCAUGACUACAUGGAAUUCUAUUCCACAUCAGGUAACUGAUGCAAGCAGUAGAAUCAGAUUAGAAAAACAGGUAAAAAUACACCUUGUGGAACAGCGGGGACUGUGAAGAGACACACACACAGGUACAUACACACAUACAUAGACACUCACUUUACACACACAUGGAUGUUGUAUUGUAAAUAUGUGAUAGUGGAGUAGUGGCCUGAGGGAACACACUAAAUGUAUUGGGUAAAGUGUUAUGAAAUAUAAUGGCAUGUAAUAUUUUAAAUUGUAUAUAACUGCCUUAAUGUUGCAGGACCCCAGGAAGAGCUAAUGGGGAUCCUUAAUAAAUACAUAUACAAAAAUCUACACUGAUUGAAGUGGAUUUAACAAGUGAGAUCAAUAAGGGAUCACCUGGUCAGUCUAUGUCAUGGAAAGAGCAGUUCUUAAUGUUUUGUAUACUCAGUAUAUAUACAUUGUUUUUGUAAAAAUUGCUCAAGUUCAGUAAAUUUGGUUGGGAAUAAUUGUUGGACAUCAAUAUUCAAACCAUGUCUCUGAUUUUCAAGCAGGUUUAAGUCAGGACUGAGACUGGACCAUUCAGGAACACUCAACACCUCGGAAAGCCAUUCUGGUGUGUCUUUGGCAUUAAGAUGUGUGUAAUUGUCCCGCUGAAAAAUAAAACUAUCCCAGGGUUAGGUUCUCAGAAGACUACGGCAGGUUUUCCUCUAACAUUUUACCUGGGCUUUGCUCCUUUCAUGUUUUUUUAAUCCUGACAAACUCCCCAGUCCCUGUCGGUGACAAGCAUACCCAUAACAUGAUGCUGCCACCACAAUACUUGAAAAUACAGAGGAUCAACAACAUUGCAUUCACUCCACAUUACUGGCCUGUAUGAAAAAGUGAAAAGAAGGACGGCUGUGUUAAAAACUCCACUCCAAAUCAUCCAUUUUGUUUGCAAUAAGGCUGUUAAGUAAUACUGCAUGACAAUACAGCAAAUAAACCCUCUGUAUUUUCAAUGAUUGUGCUGGCAGUAUCAUGUUAUGGUUAUCUUUGUCACCGGCAGGGACUGGGGAGUUUGUAAGGGUCAAAAUAAAUAUGAUAGGAUCCAAUUAAAUCCCUUUUAAAACUAAAUUUUAAGGCAGUAAAAUGUGAAGACCGUGCAAGGGGUGUGUACUGUAGACUUUCACUAGGCACUGUAGGUAACACAUUAUCACCCUCUCACAUUCAAACUAAUUUCCUGCACCCCAGCAGAGACGCUGCCAUGUACAGUAUGCAGAUGGGAAACAUCAUUUUUCAUGAUUCAGUCUCUUUUUCCAUCUUUGCAGAUCAUCCAUGAGCCUCCACCUCCGGUACUGGAGGACAGCUCA